GGGUAACUGGGCCUGGCGCCAUGGCCGCCGGUGCGGCUGUGGCGGUGGUGCGGCGGCGACAGCAGGAGCAGCAACGAAAGGACAGCUACCAAGCAACACAGUUGCAGCAGCAGCUGGAAAAUGCUCCAAUGCUUCUGGUGACCGUGCAGGUGCGGCAUGGCGCGCUCUCCAGCGAGUUGAAGAGCAGCAGCCUGCAGGUGCAGCUGCAUUCGGGCAAGACCUGCCUCCUUUCCACCAAGGCCUCUGAGCCUUUGCAGCCCCGCUGGUAUCGAAGCUUCCGCGGCGUCAAUGGGGCCAGUCCGCUGUUCGCGAGCCCUGAUGGAGAAGGUCUUAGGAUUGAUUUCGAUGCCAUAGUCCAGUAUCCCUACACCGGGCAGAAGGAGCUGGUUUUCGAUCUGCUGGAACGACGGCUGUUGUGGCUUCCCAAGGUGGUUGGCCGGGGCGUGCUCCACUUUUCAGAGCUCUCACAAGACCUGGGGCCUUUGACGCGUUGUUCAGAGCCGGUCCUGCGGGAGGUCUACUUGUACACAGCAUCCAAGGAGUUGGUUGGAGUCCUAGGCCUGGAGCUGCGCUUCGAAACCACCACGGUGCAGGGCGCGGCGCAGCGCGGGCUCUUGUCUAACGCUCUCAAUGAGAUGGCGUCCUGAGAGAAAUCCUGUGGGUUUUGAAGGUCCCAGAACUUGGC
This is a messenger RNA of Cladocopium goreaui, 685 nucleotides long. Lineage: Eukaryota; Dinophyceae; Suessiales; Symbiodiniaceae. The record is from the annotation of a GenBank genome assembly.